Messenger RNA from Pantherophis guttatus, 2699 nucleotides. RefSeq names its product acyl-CoA dehydrogenase very long chain (gene ACADVL). The record is from RefSeq and is a predicted model, not a curated record. NCBI's taxonomy places the organism in Eukaryota, Metazoa, Chordata, Lepidosauria, Squamata, Colubridae. Gene Ontology annotation, molecular function: fatty-acyl-CoA binding; flavin adenine dinucleotide binding; very-long-chain fatty acyl-CoA dehydrogenase activity.
CCGCAGAAGCGAGAGCAGCCGCGCCACCGUGCACGAAAAAAGAAAGCCAGGACCAGAUUUUCUGAGCCCCCUCCCCAUUUGGAGCCCCCUCCCCAGGCAUGGCAGCCCUCCGCCUCUCCCCACGCCUCUUCCUGGGGCUGGGCGCCCUGCGGGGGCCCGGCUGCCCCUCGGUUGUGACGCCCCCCGGCCGCCCUGGGAGACUCUACGCCGCCCAAGCCGCCGUCCAGGCCGCCCCGGAAAAGCAGAGAUUAAAGGCAGAGUCGUUGACCCAAGAAGAAUCGGGGAAAAAGCAUCUACCUACGGAAACCAAAUCUUUUGCGGUGGGGAUUUUCAAAGGCCAGAUCAUCACGGAGCAAGUCUUCCCUUAUCCCUCAGUCCUCAACGAGGAACAGACGCAAACUUUGCAGGAGCUGGUGGGUCCCGUCGGCCGCUUCUUCGAGGAGGUGAACAAUCCGUCGCGGAAUGACGAGCUGGCCCAGGUCCAGGAGAAGACGAUGCAGGGGCUGAAGGAGUUGGGGGCCUUCGGGCUUCAGAUCCCCACUGUAUUUGGGGGUCUGGGGCUCACCAACACCCAGUAUGCCCGCCUGGUGGAAAUCGUGGGGAUGCACGACCUGGGGGUGGGCAUCGCCCUGGGUGCCCAUCAGUCCAUCGGCUUCAAGGGCAUCCUGCUCUUCGGCUCCCGGGAGCAGAAGAAGAAGUACCUGCCCAAGCUGGCAACCGGUGAGCACAUCGCCGCCUUCUGCCUGACCGAGAACACCAGCGGCUCCGACGCGGCCUCGAUCCGGUCCAGAGCCGAACUCAGCCCUUGCGGUACCUACUACACUCUCAACGGGAGCAAACUCUGGAUCAGCAAUGGCGGCAUCGCCGAAAUAUUCACCGUUUUUGCCAAAACGCCGCAGCAAGACGAGACGGGGAAGAUGAAGGACAAGGUCACGGCCUUCAUCGUGGAGCGGGCUUUUGCGGGGGUCACCAGCGGCCCCCCCGAGAAGAAGAUGGGCAUCAAGGCGUCCAACACGGCUGAAGUCCACUUUGAUAACGUCCGAGUGCCGGUGGAGAACGUUCUAGGCGCGCCAGGCGCCGGGUUCAAGGUGGCCAUGAAUAUCCUGAACAACGGGCGCUUCGGGAUGGCAGCCGCCAUGGCGGGCACCAUGCGGGCGCUCAUUCACAAGGCGGUGGACUUUGCCGCCAACCGAACUCAGUUUGGGGAAAAAAUCCACACUUUCGGAGCCAUCCAGGAAAAACUCGCCCGCAUGGCAUUGCUCCACUACGUGACGGAGUCAAUGGCGUACAUGAUCAGCGCCAACAUGGACCGGGGGGCUUCUGACUUCCAGAUCGAGGCGGCCAUCAGCAAAGUCUUCGGCUCGGAAGCUGCCUGGAGCGUGUCAGACGAAUGCAUCCAGACCAUGGGGGGCAUGGGCUUCAUGAAGGAAAGCGGCGUGGAACAAGUGAUGCGGGAUCUGCGCAUCUUCCGGAUCUUCGAAGGCACCAAUGAUAUCUUGCGGCUUUUCAUUGCCCUCUACGGGUUCCAGAACGCCGGGAACCAGCUUCGUGGUUUGCAACAAGCCAUCAAGAACCCCUUUGGCAAUGCUGGGUUGUUGGUCAGCGAGGCGGGGAAACGAGUCCGCAGGAGGGCAGGCUUGGGGACAGGAAUCACCUUAAAAGGUGUGAUACAUCCAAGUUUGGAAUCCAGCAGUGAGCAGGCCGUCGAAGCCAUUGACCUCUUUGCGGGCGUGAUCGAGAACCAGCUUCUCAGACAUGGAAAGAAAGUUGUCGAGGAGCAGUUUAUGCUGAAACAGAUCGCAGAUAGCGCAAUUGAUAUCUAUGCCAUGGUGGUCGUUCUGUCCAGAGCAUCGCGGGCGCUGGAGCAAGGACAGGCCACGGCCCAGCACGAGAAGAUGCUAUGUGAGACCUGGUGCAUGGAGGCCUACAAGCGUGUCACUCAGAACUUGACCUCUCUUUCGUCCAGCACCACCCAACAAAUCUUCAAGAAUUUUCGGGUCAUCUCCAAAGCCAUGGUGGAGAAGGGAGGAGUGGUCUCUCCUUACCCCCUGGGUUUCUGAGACCCUCCCCCUCCUCCUCAGCUCUCAGCUUCGUUCCUUCCUGGGUGCAACAGGGGGUGCUGCAGCUUUUUAGGGUGGGGCAUUCGGGUCACAUCCCCUCCCCACUGGGAGACCAGAUGUCAUUUUUUUUGGGGAAACUGCACUCCGAACAUCCGCAGGUAGUCCUCGAUUUACGACCACAAUUGCAACCGGAAUUUCCAUGGCUAAGCAAGGCAGUUGUUAAUUGAGUCGCCCCCAAUUUUGCAAGCUUUUUUGGGGGGGCAUGGUUAUGAGCCACUGCCGUCGUUAAGCGAAUCCACCUUCCCUACCGGAAUUGGCUUGUCGGAAUCCGGCUGGGAAGGCCGCCAGUGGGGAUCCCAGGAUCCUUGCGACCGUCGUAAAUACGAGCUCGUUGCCAAGGGCCCGGAUUUUGUGAUCACGUGACUUGAGGACGUUGGCGACUUAUGCCAUAAGUAUAAGAGCUGCUUUAAGUCAUUUUUUUUUCCAGUGAUGUUGUAACUUUGAACGGUCACUAAACAAGCGGUUGUAAGUCGAGAACUGCCUGUACUUGCAAAUCCAGCCGUCCUCCUCGUUUUCCCCGUUCCUGUAGUUGCGCCGUCCCUUCUGGGAAUUUGCUAUUAAAUGUUUUUAAUCCAAUAA